Messenger RNA from Suillus subaureus, 605 nucleotides. RefSeq lists its product as uncharacterized. The record is from RefSeq and is a predicted model, not a curated record. The transcript has 9 exons. Bases 206 to 550 code for a protein of 114 amino acids. Lineage: Eukaryota; Fungi; Basidiomycota; Agaricomycetes; Boletales; Suillaceae.
AUGGGAUUACAGCUCAUUCAUAAGAGGUGGGAAGCUGCAUGGUGUGUGCAUGAAACACAUGUUUUUGACCUCUGUUCGCAUCUAUCUUACAUAUCUUGACGCUCUUCUAUAUCUUGAACCUUCUUCAUCUUAUAUCGGUAACUAUCGGUACUGCACAAUGCGUAUCAAGCCACCCGAUCGUUACAUAACCUGUACAAACCUCUAGAUGGAGUAUUUAUCUGACGAUAUCGCAGCAGCGAGUAGCUUGCAGUUCGCUGCGUGCAUACACGCGUCGAUGGCUACAUUCUGGAUCUAUGAUUAUGCAUGUUCACUCCAUGAGGAGUGGACAUUUUUACUUCGGUCGCGCUGGAACAAAGUAAAAGGCCUGUAUAUUGUUACACGAUACCUUCCCUUUAUCCUUCUCACCAUGAAUCUAUAUCUGAGCUUUACCACGAAAGAUAAUCCAGGUAAAUGCCGGAUGUUGGUUAAUAUCGACUCAGUUAUUGGUAUGGUAUCAGCCAUUUUCUCCGAAUGUAUCUUUCAUUCCCUCGCAUUAUAUGUGUGUUUCUGAUCUGAUUCAUCCAGGUUUUUUCAUCCUCAGAACAUAUGUGCUCUGGAACAAGAAC